Oldenlandia corymbosa var. corymbosa is the source of this 2169-nucleotide messenger RNA. The record is from the annotation of a GenBank genome assembly. NCBI's taxonomy places the organism in Eukaryota, Viridiplantae, Streptophyta, Magnoliopsida, Gentianales, Rubiaceae.
AUGGUCGAGGCGUACGGCGGUUCUUCGGAAUGGAAACCGGAUUUUGUGUUUGUAAAGGCGCCUGUAAGUUAUUGUCUGCCAUGGAACCUCCGUGAGACAGAGGGCCUUGGGGCCAUAAAAGAUGACUGGACCCAAGAGGAUGAAGAGUGUGUCGAGGAGUUCCAGGCAGAUGUUGAGAAAAUUUUGAGGUCCGCGAACGUUGGAAUGACGUCCAAUACUAUGUGCCCCCUGCAUAUGCGAAGGAAGGUCAUGUCGUCGAGCAAUGCUGGGUCUCGAUUGUUUGGUGACGAAGAUCCUUUUGCCAUUGUGAAUUCAGAUGAGGACGUUAGCGUUACUGCCGCCCCCCAGAAGAAGAAGAAGAAAAGGAUCGUGAAGGUGGGUGACAGGGCAAAGUCCAAAAAGGCCAAGACGGAUGCGCCCUCGAAGGAAACUGUCCAACCAAGCCUCGAGACGGUGCCCGUUGCCACUGAGUCCAUGCAGAAAACUAUGAGCGCAGCUUCGAUGGCUUAUUUAGUGCAGCUGAGGAAACUUCGAGAGGACCUGACAGCAGCAAGGGCAGAAAGGGACGAGGCGUUGUUCGAGAUGGUUACCCUCGAGGAGAAGGUUCGCCAAGUUCAGGCCAAGGAAGCAGAGAUUGUCGAGGUGCAGGCCAAGUACGAUGAGCUCGACGAGAAGAUGAAGUCGUUUGCCGGCCUGCAUAUCUCCAAGGAGGAGCUCCACCAGUGGUGUUCCGCCUUUAUGUACAGGAUGAUGUCCACAGGCGGAAUGGCGGCAGCUCUCGAGGAGGUGAGCUUGGUUGCCACCAAGUGUGGUGCGCAGCGAGUGGGCGUGGCAGGGUUAAAGAGACUCGACCAGGAUAGGCUAAUUAAGGCAAAAUGGUUUAAGCAACUCUUGAUGAAGGACCCAAAGAAAACCAUGCACGAGGCCAUGGUGAAGGUCUUGACGAGGUUGAGCCUUGAGCAGCUCCCUCUGUGGGGAGCUUUGAUCGGUGCCAUGCCCAAGAUGAGUUCCCCAGCGGAGAUUGCCUCGUUUCCAGGUGACGUCCCUGCUGUCCUGGCCAAGGGUCCAAGUGAGGAAGACCCUAUCCCCGAGGUUCCGGAUGAGUAUAUGGGCAUCGAGCUCGAGGAUGCUGAUGAGGAAACCGAGGAGGAUGUUGCUGAUACCGGUGACUCUGGAGUUCAGAGAUCCGCUGAGGAUGCCUCUCAGGCCCCUUCCAAGGACCCUUCCAAUGAUCCUUCCAAUGAUCCUCUCCUAGGCAGUGAUGCUGAAAGUUGGACCGUUUACCGCGUGCACCACAUGGUGUUAUCAGAGGAGCAAUCGAGGGAGUUUCCAUUAUAUUCCAUGAUAAGCGGGAUUCUGAGAAGUCGUGCUGACGUGCACAGCCUCGAGACAGUGGCGCAUUUGGAGAAUGAUCUGCUCGAUGCUAUGAGGACGCAAAACGUGAAGGUUAACCAGCAUAUGAUAAACGAGAUCAAAGGACUCCGUGAAGAGAUGCAGCGUCGAGAGGUUCAAAGCUUGAGAGACCACAGCGAUUCUUUAACUUUCGAGGCCGAGAUUCAUUACGAGCUGGUGAACAUGGAGAAGGAAAAUGCUCGGCUUAGGGUAAGACAGCAGAUUACUGUGUCUUCCUGGUUUCUCAAGAAGCACCAGGUGCUGGCUCGAGUCCAACACAUGAUUGUGGUCAGGACUCGUCGCUUUAUCGCAGCCAUGGAUAUAUUGAAAGAGAGGUCUCGUGAAAUCAAGCUUCUUACAGAUUAUGUUGCUCAACUUCAAAAUCUUCUGCUGGAUAACAACAUCGACUUCGAGGCUUUCGAGCGUCCGGAGGAGACAGUAGAUCCUCGAACCCGGAGUUCUCGAGAGGAGUUGUUGAUGAGGGUGCACGCUCAGGAUACAGAGAUCGUGGACCUCAAGGACAAAUUAAAUCAGUGCGUGAAUCUCCUUAGCCUGCAUGGGUAUAAAGGGAUUAUUCAUCCCUCCCCCGACAAUUCUGUCAGGGAGGCCGGAUGUAGAGUACACGGCUCUAUCAUAGGAAUUGGGUACGAAUUCCUUUUCUUGACAUUGCGUUUUGCAAUGCGCAUGAGGAAUGUUCCUCAAAUUUGUGUCCGGAUGUUGAGUACACGGCUCUUGAUCGAGGAUGGCCCUAAAGAGGGAGUCCAUCUCGAUGACUAG